Messenger RNA from Neurospora tetraspora, 1272 nucleotides. RefSeq lists its product as uncharacterized. Gene Ontology annotation, cellular component: spliceosomal complex. Lineage: Eukaryota; Fungi; Ascomycota; Sordariomycetes; Sordariales; Sordariaceae. Gene Ontology annotation, molecular function: RNA binding. The record is from RefSeq and is a predicted model, not a curated record. Bases 1 to 1272 code for a protein of 423 amino acids. Gene Ontology annotation, biological process: mRNA processing; regulation of mRNA splicing, via spliceosome. The transcript is spliced from 10 exons.
AUGGCGACCGGAGUGGACGCCAAGCUCUUGAAGAGCACCAAAUUCCCUCCCGAAUUCAAUCAGAAGGUGGACAUGCAAAAGGUUAACAUCCAGGUCAUGAAGAAAUGGAUUGCCAGCAAGGUCACCGAGAUUCUAGCCAACGAGGACGAUGUCGUUAUCGAGCUUGUUUUCAACCUACUCGAGAGUGGCCGCUAUCCCGACAUCAAGUCCAUGCAGAUCCAACUCACAGGCUUUCUCGACAAAGAUACCCCGACAUUCUGCAAGGACCUGUGGAAGCUUCUACUCAGUGCGCAGACUAGUCCUCAAGGUGUUCCAAAGGAGCUUCUGGAGGCCAAGAAGAUGGAAUUGAUUCAGGAGAAGCUCGAAGCGGACAAAGCCGCAGAAGAGGCACGAAAGAAGCGCCAAGAAUUCGAACGUCGACCUGAAAGGGGCCGCGGCGGCCGAGGAGGCGGUAUGGGUGGUGGCCGCGGCGACUCCUGGCGUGGAGGACGCCGUGACGACCGUGACCCCCGAGGGAACAUAGGCCGAGAGGAGGACUCAGAGAUUCAUAUGUUCCCCGAGGAAGCCCAACAGUCAGACGUGGUGGAGGACGACGGGACGACAGGAGACGACGAUCCCGGACUAGGUCGCCGUCUGUGCGGUCGAGGUCCCGCUCUCGCUCGCGGACACCCAGCGUUGGCGGAAGCCGGCGGGGACCGCAUAAGCGUGUCAGGUCACCAUCGCCACGGCGCGGACCCAGAUACCGGGGGCGCUCCCGAUCUCGGACUCGCUCGGUUUCAUCCGAUCGUGGUUCUCGCUCCCCCAAACGCCGCCGCUACUCCACUUCCCCUAGUAGGAGCCAAGCCUGACUCGGAGUCUGAGUCGCAGUCGAAGCCGGACCCGGAGUCGGAGCCGGAGCCUGUCGAGGACUCGAAGCAAGCGCUACAGUCGGUCCGUAUCGUCUACUGGAUCUUCUCGCCUUUCCCGAUCGCGAAGCCGCACCCCGACGCCGAUCACGCAGCAGAAGCGGAACUCGCAGCAUUAGCCCUCGCCGCUCGCGGAGCCCUCGCAGACGCUCUCGUAGAAGGGAUGACCGAGACAGCAGCAUCGGCUGAUGAUUCAGGCGCUCAAGACAGAAUCCGCUCUCCCCAUGACACCACAUCAGCUGCUGAAGCUGACCAGAACGUCAGAGCGUCUUACGAACAGCGUCAGAGAGAGCUGAAGGAAAAAAUCAAGCAGAUGAGGUCCUCUAGAAGCGCAGAAGGGGAUCAUGAGGCUAACCAGUCGUUUUGA